AUGCGGUUUCUCACAUUGUUUGCAGCCACUGGGCUGCUAUCCAUGGUGGAUGCCUCUCUAGGAGCAGAGAGCGAGAAGCUGGGAGCUGAAGAGCGUGCCAUUGAUGAGGUGGCUAAGAACAUCUUGGAUAAGAAGGCCUACAUCUUACCAACAUGCGCUACACUCAGCAUCAUCACGACCACCACGUUGACUGUUGAGACGACCAUCUAUGUCACUCCCACGGUCCACACUGAAGGGCUACCGCCAUCCUCGACACCUCCCAAUACGGUCACGUCUACCACAACGGUGACUUUUCACCCAUCCGUGCCACCCUACUCUCCUCCUAGCGGCGGCUCCAGCACCACUCAUAUCCUGCCCAGCCUCUCUACCUCAAGGACUUCCAGCACACCUGGUAACCCCUUCACGUCUUCGCAAUCUUCUGCCACUUCCAAGACAUCCUCAACUGGCCCGGGCGGUCAGUUUGUGACCUCGUCGGCCUCCACCAGUGGCAGGUCUUCGACAACUGGACCUCCUGCUGCUUCCUCCUCGACUUCAGGAAGAGUGUCUACUACUACUCGGUCAACCAAUUCUGGUAGCACCUCAAGCACUGCGUCUACUACCUCACGUACUGCUUCGUCGUCUGUGCCAGCGGCCAGUUCUUCCUCGUCCACUUCUGGCACUGCCUCAAGCACGUCUUCGACACCUCCAGGCGGCCAGUUCUUGACCUCUUCCACCACUGUCAGCAGCAGAGCCUCAUCUUCCACUGCUUCUAGCGGUGUGUCGUCCACACAGUCCACGACCUCAUCUGGCAGAGUUUCAUCUACGCAAUCUUCCACCGCGUCCAGCGGAGUAUCGUCUACGCAGUCGUCUACCACGUCGGGCGGAGUGUUUAUUACUCAGUCUACUAGCUCGGUCAGCACUUCUGGGACGGCUUCUUCUACCAGCUCGGCGAGCACUUCUGGGACAGCUUCUUCCACCACCUCCUCCGGCCCCCCUGGUGGCCAGUUCCUGACAUCGUCCACCUCCAUUGGCGGCUCCUCGACUACUGCUUCCGCCACCAUCUUGGUGCCAACCGACACGGAUGACUGCGACCCUACAGAUGAACCCACACCAAGCGCUACCUCUUCAGGGCCCCCUGGCGGUCAGUUCUUGACAUCGUCUACAUCCGUUGGCGGCUCUUCUACCACCUCAGGCCCCGCUGGCAGCCAGUCCUCCACUUCAGGUACUGCUUCUUCUACCACUUCCGGCCCCCCCGGUGGUCAGUUCUUGACAUCGUCUGCAUCCAUUGGCGGCUCUUCUACUACUUCCGCCACCAUCUCUGUGCCCACCGACACGGAUGACUGUGACCCAACAGACGAACCUACGCUUGGUGCCACCCCAUCUACCGCCUCGUCGUCCGAAACAUCUUUUACCAGGAGCUCCACUUCUGGGGGCAUAUUCUUAACCCAAGCCUCCUCUACGUCGGCUUCCAGCACACCAAGCUCCCCUACGUCGGCUUCGACCCCUACACCUGCCGUGCCCACUGAUGAUGGUAACGAUGACGAUUGUGAUCCCACGGAUUUUGGUUCCGCAAGCAGCACCUUUGCCCCGCCAAUUUUUAUCACUCGGAGCUCUACAGCUGGUCAGGGCAGCUCAACCAGCACCGUUCCCUCUGUGCCUACCUCGUUUUCUGUCCCUGGAGGCGCCUUCAACGACCAUGUUUCCUCCAGCAGCUUCACUGUUCCCACCGGAACUGUGACAAGUGGUUUGAACACUCCUGCUAAUCCCAUUGGUACUCCCACACCCGGCGAUGAUGAUGACUGUGACGACAACGAGUACCCCCUGCCUACUCUGCCUACUUUGCCUACUCUGCCUACUCUGCCUACUUUGCCUACUCUGCCUACUUUGCCUACUUUGCCUACUCUGCCUACUCUGCCUGGCUCCGGAGCUUCGUCCACUGGACCCGGUGGCGCAACCCCCCCUGUCACCACUUUUAGCACACAGAGCGCAUCUAUCCGCGUCCCCACAACGUUUGCAACCCUGCCUCGCACAUCAGCCGCUCCCGCUGCUCCCAGAUCCUCCGAUAUUAAUAACACUGGCAUUGGCGGCGACGACUACGACUGCUAG
This is a messenger RNA of Trichoderma breve, 2085 nucleotides long. RefSeq lists its product as uncharacterized. Bases 1 to 2085 code for a protein of 694 amino acids. The transcript is spliced from 2 exons. Lineage: Eukaryota; Fungi; Ascomycota; Sordariomycetes; Hypocreales; Hypocreaceae. The record is from RefSeq and is a predicted model, not a curated record.